Molecule: messenger RNA, 1092 nt
Organism: Pan troglodytes (chimpanzee)
Lineage: Eukaryota; Metazoa; Chordata; Mammalia; Primates; Hominidae
Product: translation machinery-associated protein 7-like
Exons: 1
Coding region: 294-500 (68 amino acids)
Source: RefSeq, a predicted model, not a curated record
CCUGCGCCUGGCCAUAAGUUAAUAUUUGUAAAAUGCCUAGAAUAGUAACUCGCAUAUACUAAGCUCUACAUAAAUUUUUUUAAUAAAAUAAAAAAAUCAUUCUAGCUGCUGGGUUGAAAAUAGCAGUAGAUAUGCAAAUGUGGAAGAAGGGUAGCCAGGUAUAAGACAACUAUAAAAAUCCCAAGGAGAAAUGGUAACAAGAACCAUUUCUUAGAAUAAUAGCUAAUAGAAGUAAUGGCAGUAAAGGUGGUGAAAAGGGGCAGAAGAAAAAAAGAAGAGAGAAGAAAUCAGGGAUGACAGUAGGCGCCUUGUCCAGCCACAAAGGUGGCAAGAAGCCCCUGAAACAGCCCAAGAAGGAGGCCAAGGAGAUGGACGAGGAAGAGAAGGCUUUCAAGCAGAAACAAAAAGAGGAGCAAAAGAAACUCGAGGAGCUAAAAGCGAAGGCUGCGGGGAAGGGGCCCCUGGCCACAGGUGAAAUUAAGAAAUCUGGCAAAAAGUAAGCUGUUCCUUGUGCCUGAGGAGAUGAUGACCCUUUAUUUCAUCCGUAUUUAAACAUCUGUAUUCCCUGCCAUAACAUCUUUUACCACCAAUAGCAGGAAUUAAGUGUUGUUUUGGAGGUGCUAUACAUUUAAGAAUUAACCUUUGUUAAAAAAAAAAAAAAAAAGAAGAAGAAGAAGAAGAAAAAGAGAACAGGGAUGACUCUUAAAAGUUUUGGGCCUGAGUAACUAGAACCACUAUCAAGAUAAUGAGGACUGGGCUUGGAUCAGAUCAGAUUUAGGGCCUAAAAGAUAUCCAUGCUAUCAUAAAAGUUAAUUAAACAGUCACUGAGCUACGUAAGGCAUUGAACUAGGCACUGAGAGAAUAUGUUAAAAACAAAAUCCGGCUGGGCAUGCUGGCUCACACCUGUAAUCCCAGCACUUUGGGAGGCCGAGAACGGAUCACAAGGUCAGGAGUUCAAGACCAGCCUGCCCGACAUGGUGAAAUCCCGUCUCUACUAAAAAUACAAAAAAUUAGCUGGUCAUGGUGGCGGGCGCCUGUAAUCCCAGCUACUCGGGAGGCUGAGGCAGGAGAAUUUCUUGAACCCGGGAGGCA